UGAUGACACCGCUCCAAUCUCUUCUACCUUUAAUCAUUGUCACCAACCCAUACCAUAGACUCAAACCUACCACUCAGUGACAUCCCAUCCUGACCGACCCGUGGUCCCGACUCGACAGGCACGCGACUUUGUCUCGCUCUCUCGUGCAGUACCCUUGGAUACAUAAAGAUCAUCGUCAUCGCCUUUCGCCGAGCUGGGAUAGACAACCACCCUGUGUAAUUCUCCUUGUGGUGAUCGACCGUGUAGCAACCACCUAUCACCGACUCCAGCACCAUUCUGUGUCUUGUUUGUCAUCCGACAAUGACGACCGCGAAUCCUUGUGUGCCCAUGCCCGCCAUGCUUGGACACCGACCGGCCUCCAAAGGCCCCAUCCAUCCCGCUCCCAAGCAAAAGGCACCUUUCGACGCCAAGCUGCUCUGUGCAAAACUGGAAGCCCAUCAACGAGAUUUAGAUCUCCAGCGGGCUCGCAGAGAACGACAUGAGUCUUCCUCCAAACGCCGAAGCAUCUUCGUCCCGCAGAAUGCUGCCCGACAAUUCGCGGCCACCACAACCUGCAUGCCCGAUGUUGUCGUUAAACGACCCAACCCUUCACGGCCCACCGUGUCCAUACCAGUUGAUGCCGACUCCUCGGCCAUGAACCCGAAGCAGAUGCAUGCGGCUCGAAGCGCUGGCAUGUCAGAGACGGAAGCCGUGACUGCCGUCAGCCAUGCCAACGAACCUGUCCGCAAACGAGACUCAUUGAGCCCUAUCUCCUCGUCACAACAACAUGAGAGCUCCGACAAGCCUACGCGCAAAUCUUCCGAGAGGAAAUCCGAUGAGAGGCCGCGACGCCGCGACGCCCAAGAUGAGGUCCGACAGAAACGCAUGAGCUACCGUCCAGGCGACGCCGAGAAACGCCGCGGCGAGGCCAAGGUGACCUACCAACCCGACUUCUCCUUUGGCCUUCAGUUUCAACAAGAGAUCCCUUCAUUUCUCGCCAAGCCCGUCAUUCCCGCAUAUCGCUUAGCCCGCGACCGCGAAGAGGAUAUGCCUUACGGUCCACUCACCUUGCCGACCCAGCACGAGAUUCCCGACGAGCACACCGAGCUUCCGCGUGGCCGCCCACGACCUCAGGACCGACCCAACUGGCGACAAGAUUCGCAAUGUGGGGACGAAGCCCGCGACAUGCUUCAACACCUUCACAUCCCGGGCAAGCCGACCACCAAAGCGAGAAACCUCCACCCAUCCGACGAUCGCCGAUCACGAAGCGAGCAGCGCGCUGCCGGAGCCUCGCCAAACGACCAGCCCCGACGCGGCAGUGAGAAUUUAAUAUCGGACGCCGUGCGACUGAUCAAGAAGGAGGAGAAGCUACGCAAGCGGGAGAGCGUCUUAGCAUUUUUCAAGCGGUCCAAGUCAUGAUCUCCGCGUCGGCGUCUCUUGAGCGUCCUCUCAUAUUUCCUUAAUACUGUACUUUUGCACAUUUCCCCUGCUCGCAUUGUUACUCAUUUCUUCCUCAUCACCACUCGAUUCGAGAUGGACGACGUAUGACGAAUCACCAAAAUUUCUCUAGAUGAUAGCAUUGAGAUAGACCGAGGCAUUUCCCUGC
Dissoconium aciculare CBS 342.82 is the source of this 1585-nucleotide messenger RNA. RefSeq lists its product as uncharacterized. NCBI's taxonomy places the organism in Eukaryota, Fungi, Ascomycota, Dothideomycetes, Mycosphaerellales, Dissoconiaceae. The transcript has a single exon. The record is from RefSeq and is a predicted model, not a curated record. The coding region runs from base 301 to 1398 and encodes 365 amino acids.